AUGUGUGGAAUUUUGGCAAUUUUCAACAUUAAAGGAACUUAUAUUGAAGUUCGAACUCUCGCUUACAAUUUAUCAAAGAGACAAAGACAUAGAGGUCCUGAUAGAUCUCGUAUCAUAAUAUUGAAAGCAGGCCCAGAUACUUAUCAUAUCCUAGCUCAUGAAAGAUUGAACAUCGUAGAUUUAAGUGAUAGAGGAAGACAACCAUUCUAAUUAGUUGAUGAUUAAAAUGUCUACUACAUGUAAAAUGGAGAGCUCUACAAUUAUUGGUCAAUCAAGCCAGAAUUCGAAAAAAAAUACAAAUUUAGCAGCAAUUCUGAUUCCGAGAUCGUGGGAAUGCUCUAUAAAGAAUAUGGUCCAAAUGAUUUUUGGAAUCACAUGGAUGGAAUGCAUGCUACAAUUGUCUUGGAUAUGAACAACCAGACUUAUUAUGCAGGAAGAGAUCAUAUUGGAAUUAUUCCUUUGUAUUAUGGAUACAACAAAGACGGAGCCUUGUUUUUAUCAUCAGAAUUAAAGGGAAUUCAUGAUUAAGUGGUUGAAGUUAAAUAAUUCCCUCCAGGUCAUUAUAUUGAUCAAACUAAUGAAAUUAAGAAAUGGUACAACCCACUUUGGCAUAAUUUUGAUCAUAUUCCAACAGGAGAAAUCAAUUUUUAGGAAAUGAGAGAUAGAUUUAUUGAUGUUGUAAGAAGAGAAGUUAAAGGAGAUGCACCAUUUGGUCUAUUUAUAUCAGGAGGAGUUGAUUCAUCAAUUGUUGCUGGUAUUGUUGCAAAGUUGAUUAAAAAUGGUGAGAUUGAUUUGAGCAAGAGAGGAAUGAGAAAGGUUCAUUCUUUUUGUAUUGGUUUGGAAGGAUCCCCAGACUUACAUUUUGCAAGGAAAGUAGCUGAAUAUCAUGGAUUUGAACAUCAUUCAUUCACCUAUACAGUUGAGGAGGGUUUAGAUUAUAUACCAGAAGUCAUCUACCACACAGAGACAUUUAAUAACACUACUAUUCGAGCAUCAACACCUAUGUAUAUGAUGUGUAGAAGAAUUAAAGCAUUGGGAAUUAAAAUAUGUUUAACUGGAGAAGGAAGUGAUGAAUUAUUUGGAGGUUAUUUAUAUUUCCACAAAGCUCCAAACAGAGUUGAAUUCCAUUAAGAAUUAAUUAGAAAACUUAAUGAUUUACAUAAAUAUGAUCUCUUAAGAGCUAACAAAGCCUGUUUAGCAUGGGGUAUUGAAACUAGACCACCAUUUAUGAACAAGGCUUGGAUUGAAUAUGUUAUGUCUAUUGAUCCAAAAUACAAAAUGAUCAAUGCCUUCCAACCAUAAAUUGAGAAAUAUAUAUUAAGAAAAGCCUUUGAAGAUCUAGAAAAUCCGUUUGUUCCAUAAGAAAUAUUAUGGAGAUAAAAGGAACAAUUCAGUGAUGGAGUUGGUUACAGUUGGAGAGAUGGACUUAUCGAAAGGGCUAAUCAAUUAGUCUCAGAUUAAGAAUUCGCUCAAGCCUCAACCACUUAUCCCGUAUCAACCCCUAGAGAUAAGGAAUAAUAUUGGUUCAGAUAAGUUUAUUCUUCUGCCUUUCCUAGUGAUAGUUCUGCCUUGACAGUACCAUAUGGCAAGUCUAUAGCUUGCUCUACCGAAAAAGCUUUGGAAUGGGAUGAGGCUUUCAAGAAAAAUACCGAUGAGUCUGGAAGGGCAGUCUUAUCAAUACACAAUGAUGCACUCAAGGAAAUCCUACAAGAAGAAGACAAAAUUACAGAUGAAAGCAUCAAAGUAUAGGAUCACUUUUAACUGUGAUAUUCUAUAAAAAAAUUAGUACAUUAAAUAGUUUGCGAAAUUUUAAUUUUAAUUU
This is a messenger RNA of Paramecium tetraurelia, 1822 nucleotides long. RefSeq lists its product as uncharacterized. Lineage: Eukaryota; Ciliophora; Oligohymenophorea; Peniculida; Parameciidae. Gene Ontology annotation, molecular function: asparagine synthase (glutamine-hydrolyzing) activity. The record is from RefSeq and is a predicted model, not a curated record. Gene Ontology annotation, cellular component: cytosol. The transcript has 6 exons.